Messenger RNA from Fusarium pseudograminearum CS3096, 1608 nucleotides. RefSeq lists its product as uncharacterized. Gene Ontology annotation, biological process: carbohydrate transport; transmembrane transport. Gene Ontology annotation, cellular component: membrane. The record is from RefSeq and is a predicted model, not a curated record. The coding region runs from base 1 to 1608 and encodes 535 amino acids. Gene Ontology annotation, molecular function: carbohydrate:proton symporter activity. The transcript is spliced from 4 exons. NCBI's taxonomy places the organism in Eukaryota, Fungi, Ascomycota, Sordariomycetes, Hypocreales, Nectriaceae.
AUGGAUUCCAAGGCCGACGAGAAGGCCGGCUUUGAGCAUGGUGCUGAGUACCAGGAUACUCAUGUAGCUGCCCAGGUUGCGCAUGAUGUCCAGAACCAGAACCUGUCGCCAUGGACACCUUCCAUGUUUCGUCUGUACCUCGUUUUGACGUGUGCUUACCUUUGCGGUUGUCUGAAUGGAUAUGAUGGCUCUGUUAUGGGCGGCAUUAAUGGCAUGAAGGCCUAUCAGCACUACUUCGACAUGUCCUCGGAAGGUUCCUCAACCGGCAUCGUAUUUGCCAUGUACAACAUCGGUUCUAUCGCUGCUGUUUUCUUCACGGCCCCCGUAAACGAUUGGUUCGGUCGACGAUGGGGAAUGUUCACUGGCGCUGCAGUCGUCAUCAUCGGUACCUGCGUCCAAGCUACAUCUACCAACCGAGGCCAUUUCCUCGGUGGUCGCUUCAUCCUGGGCUUUGGUGUCAGCUUUUGCUGUGUCUCCGCUCCCUGUUACGUCAGUGAAAUGGCCCAUCCUACCUGGCGAGGAACCAUCACCGGUCUCUACAACUGUACCUGGUACAUUGGUAGCAUCAUUGCUAGUUGGGUUGUCUUUGGUUGCAGUUACCUAGGCGAAACGAAUGACAUCGCUUGGCGAGUUCCCAUCUGGUGCCAGAUGGUUACAUCCGGCUUUGUGGUACUCUUCGUUCUCUUCUUGCCUGAGUCUCCUCGAUGGCUCAUCGCCCAAGACCGCGUUGAGGAUGCUGUCAAGGUCCUUGCUAAGUACCAUGGUGAAGGUGACCCCAACCAUCCCAUGGUUAUCAUGCAAAUCAAGGAGAUGACCCACCAGAUCGCCUCCGAUGCUACUGACAAGUCGUGGUGGGACUACCGUGGACUCUGGAACAGUCACAGUGCACGACGUCGACUCAUUGGUGUCUUGGGUAUGGCUGUCUUUGGACAGGUCAGCGGUAACAGUUUGAGCUCUUACUAUCUUCCUGUCAUGAUGAAGUACGCCGGCAUCGUGGAGGAGAAGAAGGUUUUGGCUCUCAAUGGUGUCAACCCCGUUCUUUGCUUCUUCGGUGCCAUUCUUGGUGCCCGUAUGACCGACGUUAUCGGUCGUCGCCCUCUUUUGCUCUACUCCAUCAUAUUCUGCUCUUGCUGUUUCGCCAUCAUCACCGGAACCAGCAAGCUCUCUCUCGACGACCGCGACAACUCCUCUGCUGCCAACGCCACAGUUGCCAUGAUCUUCAUCUUCGGAAUCGUCUUCUCUUUCGGCUGGACUCCUCUCCAGUCGGCAUACAUUGCUGAGUGUCUGUCCACUGACACCAGAGCCAAGGGUACUGCCAUUGGUAACUUGGCGAGCUCCAUUGCUUCAACCAUUAUUCAGUACAGCAGUGGUCCUGCAUUCCAGAAGAUCGGUUACCACUUUUACCUCGUGUUUGUUUUCUGGGACCUUUUUGAGGCAGUAAUUAUUUGGUUCUUCUUUCCCGAGACAAAGGACCGUACUCUGGAGGAACUGUCUGAGGUGUUUGAGGCUCCCAACCCUGUCAAGAAGAGUCUCCAGAAGAGAGAUGCCAACACGGUUAUGAACACCAUGAAUGUGGCGGGCGACGAGAAGCUCACUGGAGAUGUCUGA